AGUCAGACUGUCUGGCAUCUUGCCCUGUCUCUUUGAAGAGGAGCAGUAGAAGCAGAUAAUUACACUUCCUGCCCUGUAUCUGCUCUGUAGCGCUGAACUGCCAUCUCUACAUCUGUAGGCUUCCACGCUGCAGCAGAGAAAUAACAGUUCACUACCUGUUCUGUUUUACAGCAAAACGCAUUGUUUUCCAACGAUGACGCGUGCAUAGUUGCAGGCUAAGUCUACAAAAUUCAGUGAUCAUCUUCAGAAUAUAAACUCCCCUACUUUUGUGCCAUGCCUCAGCUGUUUCAAAGCAUUAAACAUAUGUUCUAUCAUUGUCAUGUGUGGUUUACCAUCUAUUUAUCAGUUUGGUGGCAGCGUUAAAUUCCCUCAGAUUAUAUUUUCCUGUGUUGUCUUAUUUCUAGCAGAAAGAAAUUUCUAAACCCACACAAACAAUAUGUCGUACGAAUAAGUUGCUGUCCCAGAAACAAACCGCCGAGUGCCCCGGUGUUGUUGCUUUCGCCCGUGCAUAACACAAAUGCCUCUUGUUCACCCACGCAUUCUUUCGAAAACCUUGGUCGACAAGUCGCAGUAUUCAGCCAGUCGUAUGACAAUGACACGUUGCUGCAGUGGUUAGCAGGGGUAAAGCCUCCUGAAUGACUUCACUUUUUCGUUUGCGUGUUUACUGUUUGUGUCAUCACAUUGAAAACAUGUUUUGCUUUAAAGUCAAUGUGAAAUGAAAAAUGACAUUUUAACCCCUUUUAGCUCAUAUUGUCUGUCAUGUUGUGCACCUUAAUUAUAUAUAAAGGAUCUUUUCUUCGUGUAAAACAAAAUAUGUUGUGUGCUUACUUCAGUUAGUACCUAACAAUUUCAGCCAAUAAUGUUAUGACAUUCAUCCAUUAAUCAAUCAACAUUCUUUCGCGAUAACUGAACAUUCUUUUUGUGAUAAGUGAAAGAAUGUGGAGCUACAGAGGACUAUGUGGAGCCACAGUCCUCUCUAGCUCUCUACAUUCUAUUUAGCGGUCCAAUCAAAAUGCGAGGGAUUUGAUUUAAAUCUCUCUUGUAACUGUACGCCGCUCAAAUAUUUCGUUUCACUGGGGAAUAGAGGUGAAGUCCCGCCCCUUUCAGUGAACCACCAUGGGGACGGUACUGUAGUCCACGGUGAGAGUCAAAUCAUUUUUUUGAUCCUGUUUAAAUUGCGCCAUGACUUUAAACAUAUGUUAGACAAUUUAAAAGAUCAUUUCACAAGUCAAGAAAAAAGAGUCGCUGAUAAAACGCAUCAAGUAAGAUGACGUUACAUUUGUGCAUGGAGCACAUAGCUGUGUUGGUGAUGUACACUGUGCAAGAAGACAGAUGUUUCACACCCAAAAACAUUAUGCUACGACAAUCUGCGACUUUAUUGAUUUGCAAAAUGAUCUUUUUAAUUGACAAACAUCCAACAAAAAUAUAUUUGUCUCUCACGGUUACUACCGUACAUAUUUUUUUCCAAAAUACAGUGCCAUGGGGGACACCGGAAGGGGUUUGACAACAAACAUUGUGCACUGCCAGGACAUUUUCAACAGGUGUGACGCAGCCCUGCUUCUCUCCGCCUUUCUUCGUGUGACUAAAUAGACCACAUUCAUGUGUGGUUUAGGGAUGUGGAUGUUGAUUACAUGUUGGUGUAUUAACAAAUAUUCUUCACAAGAUACAGAGACAGAUUGAUAAAGCAAUUUUAGCUACCAUGAUAGCACCUGUGCCUUCGCCACUGAAAGGUUUUAAAAUGAGGUGGAGGAAGACGCAUGGAGCUAAGGUUUGCCACUUAAACCAGCAAUUAGGGAUUUUUUGGGCCACCUUGGGGCAGCGUAAACAAAUUGUAAACGCAGCAUUGACACGCCAUCAUCUUUUAAGCUUAAAUGGCAAAGUUGUUGGCAUUUAUUACAAAUGCAACAAUUACAGAGCAACAUUAGCAUUCAUUUGGAGUCCAAUAUUCAUUUUCUUUUAGCUCUGUUUUGUUCUUCCUGAGGGGAAAUAUCUCGCUCUUUAGCAUCUAAAUGCUCUAUGGGGAAGGCAUGACCGCCCUACUCUGCCUCUGAUUGGUUUAGCUUGAUAGUCUUACCCUAACCUUAAUCAGUCUCACUGGUCAUGCCUAAACCUAACCAAUACUACCAACGAAGGCCACAAGUACUUGCCAAACAGAGGCAGAGUAGGCCGGGUCUUUCCUUUGCCAUAGCAGGAUUUGUCCAGGUAUGGCUACUUUCUCUUGCUUUAAAGGCUUGAAUAGAAGACUUCACAUUGUGGCUAUUGGUAUUAUUGUUUACCUUCGUUCCAAGAACAAACCGUAUAUAUUUUUGUAAACCUUUAGUUGACAGUGCACUGACGCUGUGGCAGCUGGAGGUCGGCUGCUCUGUUGCAGAAUCUGAGCGCUGACUUUUCAGGCAGGGCAAGCGGAGAAAGAGAUCAAUAAAGUAUCACAGUGUUAUUUCACUCUCCUCGGUGCUAUCUCUCCACCUUUUAGAAUGAAAAAUUCAUCAUCCUCCGUAAAUAUCUACUGAGACAAGUUUCUGAGGCAAUAUCUUGUUGAAUGGGGGUAUACACACACGACCAAUUGUACAUCAGUUGGGAGAUUUCUGAGGUGAAAACGGUCUGAAGAAAUACUGUUGAGUUUAACAUAAUAUUACAUGUUGUGCGCAAGGAUGGUAAGGGGUUUCCUUUCCUGACACUAGAGAUUCAAACACUCUUCUCUGUCAGGGAACCAACAGGUCAUGUGACCUUAUUUUAAGAGCCUGUCUUUGCCUUUAUUCAAAUAUGCACCUGUGAUCUGUCUAUGGGAGUUGCAGCAACUGUUCUGACCACAUCUUUUUAUAAGUUGAUUACUACCCACACAUUUUGCCUACAUUAAUGUAGAUUUUGCAUUGUUUUUGAUGAUGUGUUACACCUGUCUUUACUGGUAGUGGCUAGAUUGAAAUCCUCUUUGCAAAUGAGCCCAGAAAAAAAGACAAAUAUACAGUUUAACUUGCUUCAUAUUUGUAGACGUGUUAAGUAUUCACACUGAAUUCCUGGAUACACCUACGCUCAGUUCAAAACCCCUGAGUAUGUGUGUGCCCUUUGGAAUCUCAAAGCAUCUUUCAGCUCCUUGUUGUUUUUUUUUUUUGCCCCCUUUUUAAAAUAUAUGUAAAUUUUGUCAGAUCUCAAAUCGUUUUGAGAUUUUCACUAGUCUGCGUUUUAGCAUUAAUUUAGAUGCCAGCUCUAUGUCUGUAUCAUCAUCAUCACCACCAGCAGUGAGUGAUUGAGUGAGUGAGUGCUUCCUGCAUGCCGGAAGCAUCUAAUGGUCCCGGUCGGUGUCAUGCAUCUUUCUGCAGUGGGUUGCAGUGUAUUGCAGUACAGGUCAGCUCUCAGCAGUCUCUACUCCCUCAGCUUCCCCCGGUGCUCAUGCCUCAUUAACUCAACCCACCCAGCUUAUUUACAGCUGUUAAUUACACACUGGAAAGCUGAUAUUGAUGAGGACAAUCUGCAUUUAUCCCAAUUAAGCUCGAUUCUGACUAGAUGCUAACUUGAUAGCAGAGUGGCUUUCCAAUCAGUUUGUUGUUAAGAGACUGAACCUGCUGUUUGGUGCAGUUUUCCUAUAAUUGAACAUCCACUGAGUGAGAGCAGCAUCUGAGCCAUCAUCAUCAACAGUGUGUGUAUUAUGUAAUAGGCCGAUGUUAUCUGUGUCUCCUCAAGAAGUAGGGUAAUAAAUGAUUAGCGGCGACCCAUCACUCCUCAUUAGAUUCCACGUAUCAUUAAGAGCAGAGGAUACAGUAAAUGAGACUAAUUAAGAGGGAUACAUGCUUCUAUUUUCUGCUGUCGGUAAUCUGACCAUAAUAAUCGCUGGAAUACUCCUUUAGGGAUUUAUAUUAUGUAAUACUCAGAGUUGAUCUUAAUGGUGUUUAUGUUGAUGUGCAGGGACAUGAUAUGUUCUAUAAACAAUAGGUUUACUAUGAAUAUUUGAGCCAAGUAAACACAUACAUGCUUUUAUUCUCUGCUGUCAUUAAUCUGAAAUUAGGAAUAUAUAUAUUAUGGAUGUAAUAUUAAUUAGUGACUUCACAGUUUGUGUUGCUAUAGCUAUGGGGAUGCAGUGUGUGUUUUACACACAGUGAGUUUAUAGCUGUCUGAAGGUGUUUCAUAUGAUUUCAAUAAUAUUUCAAUAUACAGUUUAAUAUUAUGUUUUAGUUGUACCUUAAUAUAUGACUAUAAUUCUAGGACCUAUAGUUUUCUUGCAUGUGACGAUUAAUAUUGUAGUUUACUGAUUACUGGCCUCUUCUUAUCUUUAUUAAGAAAUAUGACAUGAGCCUUAUUAAGGCAAAAAGAGUUAAGUGAUCUUCAUGAUGUUUGUGUUGCUGGAACUUGGUUUAUAGUUGUUUUUUUAACAUAAUGAUAAUUUACAGUCUUGUUAGUGGUGAGUAAACAGUCCUGUUUGGCACUAUUUAACAGCCCUUGAGGACCUAUUUUCUUAUAGUUUUUAGUCAGCUGUCUGUGUAUUAUGAGUAUUACUUUUUUUUUUUUUCUCAAUUUCUACUUAUUGUCCUUAUGUUUUAGGCUCAAACUUAACUAUUUCUGAGACGACCACUUCUUGUUGGCCUUUAGAAGAGAAGUUUGGUAAUGUCCAGUGGCGAUGUUUUUGCUCAGGAAACCAAAAUAGAGAUUUAAAAUAAUAGGACAUAUUGCAGGGGGAAAUACACGCGCAUAUUUCUUGAAGGGAAUUUAAAAAAAGAAAAUUCCCCAGUGAUGAUUGCGUACCCGGUUUAGUCCCUGCAGGGAUAUUACAGCAACAUGAGCGUUAUAGAGGGAUGUCCCGGUGCAACGGCCAAUGUGAAUGCAGGCAGCGCAUGCAUAUUAUCUCCAGCAUGCCACUUCGGAAGUAGGUCACCGCUCACCGAUUUGUUCACCAUGUCUCCAGCUACUGUGGGCUGUUUGGUCCGCGGAUCGCUCCCCAGGUCGACAGCCCGACCGGGUAGAAACUGACCACCAGGAACAGGGACGGACGGGAUUUUUCAUUUCACCCGACGGGACACGCAAGAGAGUCUAUGGACCCUGGUGAUGACCCAUGAUGAUGCUCGCUGAAGGGUCUCUCUGAGCUGAAACCCGCCAUCGUAGGACCCACGUGGAUGAAGAGGAGGUGGUGGCUCUGCCCCCGGACGCUGUGACAAUGGUGAAAGCUCAGCGGAGCCAGCCUGUGAAAUGUGGGAAGCCCCGGAAGGAGAAGGGAAGCAAGGAGAAAGGAGGUGGUGUGAAAAAAGGGAAAGAGAGAAAAAAUGAGUUGAGAGGAAGGAAAAAGAAAGAUAGAAAGAAGACACUGGCAGGGGGUGACGGAGAUGCGCUGGAUUGUUGCGUCCUGCUCACCCGUCUAGAGGAGAAACGGGUUGAGGGUAAAGUAAAGGAUGCACCAAAAUCUGGGAAACAAAAGAGGGUUAAAGUCAAGAAGAAGCUGCACUCCAGCUCCAGUCAAAGAAGGACGAAAUCUGGAUUUAAGAAAACGUCCACAGCCAAUCAGCAAGCACUGGAACCAAAAAUCAACCAAUCUGACGCCUUACUCAUGUUUCCCGCACCUGUCUUUGAGCCCCGCCAGCGGAGAAUGGCCUCUCUUAACGCUGAGGCUGUCAACAGCUUGCUGCUCUACAGAGAUGAUUCAAAUCUCACGAAGAAACAGCAGCCUUCUAGUGAAGACAAAGCAAAAGAUAGUCUCACUAAAAAUGAAAAUAGAGGUCAUAAAACCAAAAAGGUUGCCCCGGGAGGGAAAGCAGACCCAAAAGAAAGACCUAAAAAACAGAGGCGGUCGCCAGCGGAGGCUGAGAACAUCGACUGGUUGGCUUUGUUUGCGCCGACGCCUCGGCGUCAAGCAGGCCUUACUGCUGCAACGCUGCUCAAACUCACUAGUAGCCGGUAUGGAACCAAACGGCAAAAGAUGACGGACUCCAAGCCGGCGAGUGGGAGUGAAGCAGCAGCUACGACUCAGGGUGAGAUUAGCGGUAAGCCAGUAUGUGGAGAAACAAAGCUGACCAAAAGAACAACACAUCCCAAACAUGCGGACCAACUAAAGCACAUAAAACAGGGUACAGAAGAUCCGGUUCGUUCCCAGCCGGACUCUACCAUCCAGGGUUGCUGCAGUUUGUGUAAAAGUGAGGCUCUGGAUCCAGAGUGGAAGGGCGCCACAGGAGGACAGGAGUGUCUCAAACAUGAGCUCCAUCGUGGCUCUUCGCUGGGAUUCUCCUUGAAAACAAUCAAAAAGGAGCAGGUGGAGACUGACGUGUCUUCCUGCUACUGCUGCUCCCAGGAGAGGUGCGUCGAGUACUGUCACAGACUGGCCCUCUUCCUGGAGGACAAGACCUUCAAGGAGCCCGAGGACGGCACGCUGUCCGAGGUGUUCCACCACCACCAUCACCACCACCACCAUCAUCACCACCAUCUUCAGGCCCCUCACUCCGUAACCCAUCCGGCAGCCAUAACCAUCAGCCCGCACACCUACACCUGUUUCCCCGGCUACUACGUCCACUUCAGCCACCCGGACACCUCCCCCUCUCCCAUGUCACCCCUCGCUUUGUCCCCAAAGAGCGGCAGGAGACCCAAGCUGCUGCCCAGCACCGGUCCACAGCCCUCAGGGAUUACCCAUCCAGUGUACUGCUGCACCUCAGUGGAGGCGUGCUACGGAGAGCCCUGCAGGGUCAACGGCUACUCCUCCUACACCGGUGUGAUUCCAGCCAUCGCCAGAGGAGGGUGCUCCUUCAGCCCCCCGGACUGCACCAAAUGUAACCACGGCAUCAAAAGAGACGACUACCCAUCGACCCUCAACGACCAUCACAGAUCUUCCUCCAUCCCCAUCUCUCCCAGCCCCAGAACCCUCACUGGCUGCCCCUCUCCCACUGUGCCUCCGGCCGGCCAAUCGGUGCCCCGCAUCCAGACUCCACUGUCGGACCCCGGCCGACCGCAGCCUCCGCUGCAGGUGGCGAAGGAGUGUCCACAGACUGCCAAGUCGCCCAGCGGGUCGAGGUCUGGCACGCGCGGCACCGGCGGCAUCGGCUCGGCUGCCCGCCCUCUCAACAGGAACAAGAAGCAGAAGCUCGGCACCGCCAGCAUCGGAGGGCGAACGGUUGCUAAGCAGCCAAAGAACGGACGCCAAAAAUCAACCAAUGGCUGGCAACCAGUUGGCCUGCCCUUUCAGAAGGAGGUUUUCUCUGUGGGAGAGGAGGCUCCGGUGCUGAGGAAGUGUUUCGAGGGAGUCCAGAGGGACGGGGAGCUGAUUCGGGUCAGAGACACUGUUCUGCUGAAAUCUGGACCGAGAAAGAAGUCUCUGCCUUACGUAGCCAAGAUCUCAUCUCUGUGGGAAGAGCCAGAGUCAGGAGAGCUGAUGAUGAGUUUGUUUUGGUACUACCGUCCAGAACACACACAGGGGGGACGCAAUCCCAGUCUACAUUGUGAGAAUGAGAUCUUUGCGUCUCGUCACCAGGAUGUGAACAGUGUGGCCUGUAUUGAAGACAAAUGCUAUGUCCUAACAUUGGCACAGUUUUGUCGAUUUUGUGCCUUGGUAAAACGCCAUAGGGAGGGCGUGCGCGACUGUGCCGCCUCCUUCGUGGUGCCACCCAUUGUCGGCAACGCCAUGCCCACCCACCACUGUGUGCCCGAUGACGUCGACCCAGAGCUGGUGUAUUUCUGUCGACACGUCUAUGACUUUCGCUACGGACGCCUCCUCAAGAACCUGCAGUAGCAUCUGACGGGGGCAUGACACGUGAUGCUAUUGGAAGUGAGAUAAUCUUAUACACCUUCCACAACUUGUUAUUGGAUACACACCUACCUGCUGCUUGUGGGACAGGAACUGGAAGUUUAGAAUGAAGAAUUGACAGAUGAGCUUCAUUUGUUUUAAAAUCACUUGCUCGUACUUACAUACCACACCUUUUAUUUAGUAAGAGUAAUACCCUGACAUGUAGUAUAACAGUUAACAUGGCAGUGUAAUGGUCUUUGUCAUACAUGGCUCUGUGGUGUCGUAGCAGCUGUUUGGAGAACGUGGAACUUACUCUGCUGUAGAAAAUGCUACUGUAGCUCUUAGAAAUGUGACAUUUGAUGAGUAUGAAGAGAGGUUGAUGUUACAUGUGAAAUAUGUUACUGUCUGCCUGACGGAUAUCAGACACUCGGUGUGUCUCAAUGAUACGCCACAGCUGAAGAACAUUUUAGGCAUGUCGUGCCGCGUUGGCCCUUGAGAGGAGACAAAGAGAUUCCUGAGUGGCUGAAGAUUCAAUCACAUUUGAUAUUAGAUAUAUUCUGCAUACAAAUGUUUUACAGAGAAGCUCCAGUGAACAUCUGUGUUCAAGGUGUUUUUAGGGAAUAGUUUUUGGGGAUAUUUUUUGCUUUCUUGACAAAAGUUAGAUGAGAUAAUCAAUGCCACUCUUGUGUCUGUAUGGUUAAAUAUGAACCUAGUGCCGGCAGUGCACUGCACCCUUUAGCUUAGCAUCGAGACUCAAAACUGGACAGGGUCUGGCUAGCUUUUUCCACCUGUUUCCUGUCUUUGUGCUGAGCUAAGCUUACUGGCUGCUGGCUACAGCUACAUAUUUACCAGACAAACAUGAGUCAUAUCGAGUUUCUCAUCAAACUCUUGGCAAGAAAGCAAAUGUCCCAAUUUUCAAACUGUUCUAUGAUUUAACAUUUCCAUUUCCAUGUAACUAUGAUUGACCUGUAUGUCUUUCUAGUGAACUCUUAACCACAGCUGUGAGGAGAGUUCUUGAUCAGAAGGUUUGAUUAAAUCAAAUUCAACUCUGUUAACACUGAUUAAGUACAGGCGCGGCAAACAACGAAACGUGGACAUUUUUUUUAGCUCCACCUCUCUGUUUUCUUCCUGAGAGAAGUAUGAAUUUUAUGUAACUCUUCGAUUCACCUGAAUGGUGAUUUCCUAACAUAGUACUACACUCUACAACGAAAGCACACUUCAGUUAGUUUGGCUUUUUGCAGUGUGAAGACGUCCGAUGAGCCGAGCAUUGACAGGUUUUUUUUUUGUUAUGCCGAUGCUGAGGAAUAUUUUACCUUCUCAAAGCUGAUUGUCAGAGGAGUAAUAUGACUCCGGUGUCAGCUAACUGUACAUUUGCAUUUAUAUAUCUGGAUGAGUGUCUGUUCUGUUUGUGGCAGAUGGCAGUUAGUCACCUAUAUUCUUGUUUCUUCACCGCUGAGAUGGUGAGUAAUGUAUUCAGUGUAGCAAUUAGAUCUGUGAUGAUGAUGAUGAUGAUCCAUUCCUAUGUUUGAGAGAAGAUAUGUAUUUAUUUCUGUACUGAGAAAAUAUAAUUUAUUUUCAAAAGAUAAUUUUAAAGAAUAGAGUUUUAGAUGAGUGGCUUGUAUUCCUGAUUAUAAAGGAGGUUUCUCCUUCUUAGCUGCACUGUCUACGAUGAAAUGUGUGAGUCAUUCGCAAUAGUAUUUCUGUGACUGAGCUUGCUUGCCUAAUACAAGCCUAUUAAAUGUUGUGUUGAAAGUGUUGCAAUCCUCCGGGCAGAUGCGAGGACACAUUUAGAAGGAUCCCAGAUACAGUUUGAAGGACACCUGCUAACAUGUGACCAGAGAUGCUUAACCUGCAGGACCAAAACGUACCUUGGCCUCUCCCAGCUUCCUGUCACUUCUCCUGAGAUGAUAAAGCUUUGCCUCGUCACCUUUAAAUGCCGAAUGCUACAAUGAUUUAAACCUACCUUGCCAUUAGCCUGUGCCCUUGAUCUUGCUGCCUUAUAGAACAUUCCCAGCCUUUCAUUUAGAGAUGUGUGCUGAUAUCAGCCUCGGGUAAUGAGGCUUCUUAGUGUGCUGUAUUGAUUUUUCUCAUCUAACUCUCAACAAGAAAGUGUAUUUCCCAAAAAUAUUGAGUUUGUAGUUUUGUGCUUCUCGAAGAACAGCGGCUGCAGUCCGCUUGAACUCCAUCGGUUGGGAUGAAUUUCAGUGGUUACAAAGUUUUCAUGGUGGACAAAAAGUAUCAAAAUGUCCACAGAGACUUUUCUAAUCCGCUUCUUCGUCAUAAUCCACCUCUCAGCUGUCCGUCUGUAUGGUUAUUAUGUUCCCAACAAAAGACACAACUUCCUGGCAGAGCUUCAAGCAGUGAGGAAAUGGAUUAUGCCGUUUGUGAGUGUUUUAAUUCUUUAUUCUGCUUUGAAACUUGUCACCAUUUCAAUCCUUUGUGUCCGACACGUUUUAAGGUCCCAACCGCUGUUCUUCAUGAACUGCAAACUAUUUACAACUACCUUUAAACCACAGGGGGUCGUUGAUUGUGAAAAUAUACAUUUUGGGUGGAGUACCAUUUGAAAAUGCCCACAUCCUGCCUACUUCUGCUUUACUUUUUGUACGGAGGGUUGGGUCCAUUACUUUUUGACUCUCGUUCGUUUAUUAGACCCUGACAUUUUGAUCAAAGCAAAGGUUAUCCGUUUGUAACACAACUAAAGCAAACCUUCACUGACUGGAACAUUUAAUUGAACGUUGAUGGAUGGUGGACAGACAGUAUGGAAGCCCACAGAGUACAAUCCAACAAAGCAGAAGUGGGUUUUAUUUGGUUUUAUUUGGAUGUUCAAUUUUAAAUCCCCCUGGAGGUUCUGGAUCAGAGUUAGAAACCACACACAGUCCAUGUUAUGGCCUUAGGAAUCACUCUGCAAACUAGUUAUGUCUAAUCAAGAUGUGUGAUACUUAUGUCUUAAUUGGUCCUCUGUGCCUGUUCCCAUCAACCCGUAUUUACUCCGAAUGUUUUCCCUGACGAGAAGGACGAGCUGUUGUUUUCACCCACCUUCCAAAUGCCUUUCAUUGUUGCCCGAUGACGCUGGUCUGAUCUUGAAUCACCACAAAGAGGUGUUUGCACCAAAAAGAGAAAGACGGGAAGGUAUCGAAACGUGAAUUUUAAUUUCAUUCCCAGGUGUACAAAAACAACAACAACUAUACUUUGGUUCUUCUGAUGUGAAUUUAUGUUCAUAUUCUUUGCAUGGCGUUUUUGGAAAUAUCUUGGAAAUAUUAACCACAGCACAGAUUAUUUGUAUGGUUUCAAAUGGACCUCUGUAAUAUAAGAAAAAUAUUUAAUUGUAAUAAAUAAUAUAUGAGUUUGAA
Molecule: messenger RNA, 11040 nt
Organism: Anarrhichthys ocellatus (wolf-eel)
Lineage: Eukaryota; Metazoa; Chordata; Actinopteri; Perciformes; Anarhichadidae
Gene: bahd1
Product: bromo adjacent homology domain containing 1
Exons: 7
Coding region: 5144-7696 (850 amino acids)
Biological process (GO): negative regulation of DNA-templated transcription; heterochromatin formation
Cellular component (GO): chromatin silencing complex
Molecular function (GO): transcription cis-regulatory region binding; chromatin binding
Source: RefSeq, a predicted model, not a curated record